GAGGCAGCACUCACAGAAGAACAGAGCAAUGUACAUACACAGACUCCACCCUCAGCCCAACUGACUCCAGGAGGUUCCUUCCUCUGGGAGGAGGCUGAGGUCUGGGAAUAAAAGCAGAGCAGACACCAGGGGAGCCCAGCUUGGCAGCAGCCUGAGAGACAAACCUCCUCUCCAGAGGAAGAGCCUAGCCUGCAGCAGAGAAUAUGGAGCUCACCUCAGCCCCUCUCCACAAAGGACAGGUCUUCUGGAGGAGACUCCUGCUCACAGCCUCAAUUUUAACCUCCUGGACUUCUGCCACCCCUGACUAUUAUGGACCAUCUGUCCCUAUUGAAGCAGUUCCACCCCAUGUUGCUGAAGGGGACAACCUUCUUAUACGUAUCCCUAAUAUAGGAAAAGCUACCAUUUCCUGGUUCAGAGAAUUAGGAUUCGGGACCCUUGAGUGGGCUAGACUUGCACAAUUUUCAAAAUCCAAAGGAGUAUAUUGGAAAGGGGAACAAUACACAGAUCGACAUAAAAUAUACGACAAUGGAUCCAUGUUCAUCCAGAAUAUUUCUAAUGCAAAUGGAGGAAAAUACGAUGUAUUCAUACACCUUGAUGAUAGGAGAGUAAUGCUUUUUGCAACUGGGAUCGUGCAUGUAUACAGGGAGUUACCUUUACCCUUCAUCCAAUUCAACACCACCACACUCAAAGAACUGGAUCCUGUGUUCCUGACCUGCUCCUUUCAUAUUCCACACUACAAUGCCUUGAGAUAUAACUCCAUCCGAUGGCUCCUCAAUGGCCAGAGUUUAGAGCUCACAAACAGGAUGAAGCUGUCCCAGAAGAACAGCACCCUCACCAUAGACCCUGUCAUUAGGAAGGAUUCUGGAGAGUACCAGUGUGAGCUCUACAAUUCUCAGAGUUCCAAGAGGAGUAAUGUCAUCCAGCUGGACAUAAUAGUCUCUCCCACCACUGCCCAAGUCACUGUUGAAGCAGUUCCGCCCCACGUUGCUGAAGGGGACAAUGUCCUUCUACUUGUCCACAAUCUGCCAGCGACACUCCAAGCCUUUUACUGGUACAGGAGAGAAACUGAUGUUGAGAGGAAUAAAAUUGCAGGAUAUCUAAUGUUCAGUAAUAUAAAAAACACAGGCCCUGCAUACAGCGGCAGAGAGAUGAUAUACCCCAAUGGAUCCUUGCUCUUGCAGAAAGCCACUCAGAAAGAUGCAGGAGCCUACAUGCUUUACAUGGUAACAGAAAACUUUAAUUUUAGGAGUGCAUCCUUGCAGAUCCGAGUACACAAGACAGUGACUACACUCUCGAUCCAAGUCACCAACACUACACUCAAAGAACUGGACUCUGUGUUCCUGGCCUGCUUCUCAAAUGAAUUAGAGACCUCCAUCAGUUGGUUCUUCAAUGCUAUCUCCAUCUAUUGGCUCUUCAAUGGCCAGAUGCUGGGGCUCACAAACAGGAUGAAGCUGUCCCAGAACAACAGCACCCUCCGAAUAUACCCUGUCAGGAGAGAAGAUUCAGGGAACUAUCAGUGUAGGGUCUCCAAUCCAGCCAGUUCCAAAAGGAGUAACCACAUCCGGCUGCGCAUAUUACCCUCUCCCACCACUGCCCAAGUCACUGUUGAAGCAGUUCCGCCCCACCUUGCUGAAGGGAAGAAUGUUCUUCUACUUGUCCACACUCCAAAAAAGACAGUCCAUUCAUUUUACUGGCACAAGGGAGAAAGUGCUGUUAAGAGGAAUGUAAUUGCACAAUUUUUAAUAUCCAAUAAUACAAAUGAAACAGGGCCUGCAUACAGUGGCAGAGAGAUGAUGUACCCCAAUGGAUCCUUGUUCUUCCAGAAUGUCACUCAGAAAGAUGCUGGAAUCUAUUUGGUAUUUAUGAUAAUGGAAAACUUCCAUGUUAUGAGAGCAUCUGUGCAGUUCACUGUACACCCCAAGUAAUUCUCUAUAACCUCUCCUGGUAGAAGCCAUGCUGUCACCCCUGGGAAAGGCACAGGAAUGUUUUGCAAAUAGAGCUGUUUAGAAGGCAAGGCCCUUUGGAGAAUCCCAUCCAUUUGGAAAGACCUAUGGAAACAAUACCACAGACAUCUGUGCUGAUCCUAGGGAGCUCAUGGGCUUCAGGCCUCUCUAACUUUGGCUAUGCUUAUUCUUAGGGUAAAUCUUAGUUUUGCUUUUUAGUUGUGAUUUUGCCUGAGUUUACUGGGAAUAAAAGCUCUGGGUUUUUUU
Messenger RNA from Peromyscus eremicus (cactus mouse), 2210 nucleotides. Its product is annotated as carcinoembryonic antigen-related cell adhesion molecule 1-like. The coding region runs from base 204 to 1925 and encodes 573 amino acids. Gene Ontology annotation, cellular component: cell surface; plasma membrane. The record is from RefSeq and is a predicted model, not a curated record. The transcript has 6 exons. Gene Ontology annotation, molecular function: protein tyrosine kinase binding. Lineage: Eukaryota; Metazoa; Chordata; Mammalia; Rodentia; Cricetidae. Gene Ontology annotation, biological process: regulation of immune system process; signal transduction.